Messenger RNA from Lasiosphaeria miniovina, 1857 nucleotides. RefSeq names its product flavin-containing amine oxidoreductase-domain containing protein. NCBI's taxonomy places the organism in Eukaryota, Fungi, Ascomycota, Sordariomycetes, Sordariales, Lasiosphaeriaceae. Gene Ontology annotation, biological process: amino acid catabolic process. The record is from RefSeq and is a predicted model, not a curated record. Gene Ontology annotation, molecular function: L-amino-acid oxidase activity. Bases 1 to 1857 code for a protein of 618 amino acids. The transcript is spliced from 6 exons.
AUGAAGGUGCUCCCAGCAGCUGGUAUGGCCUUGCUAGCGUCGACUGCCCAGGGUUCGCCGUCGCCGCCCUUGAAAAUCCAAACAAGAACAUCUCUCGAUUCUCGCCUAUCCAACGUCCACCUCGAUUUCCUCACGCCCAUCCGUGAAUCUAUCGACCUCAUAUACGGCUCCUGCGAUUCUCUAGCACGAGCCAGCGGCUCCCACCACGCCAUAGGCCAGACGAUCAGCUCGUCGCAUGAUCGAGUCGUCUGGGUAAUUCCCGAAGAUGCAUACUCUGGAGGCUGCAUCUCGGCAUGGGGCAGUUCGACCGGCCUUCUGCUCGGUCGCAGUCGAGAACAGCACGUGGACUUGCAAACGAUGGACCGGCGGCGCCACUCGAGGCGGAGGUCCAGGCUUCCUAAGCGUGACGACAGCCCCCACAACAUCUACAUGGACAAUUCUACGGGUGUCGAUGUUUGGGGCCCCUGGUUUGAAGGCGUCGAGUUGCUGAAAAAUUCAGAGACGGUCUCCGUGGACGCUGCAGCCGCCAAGCGCAAGAACAUUGCCAUCGUUGGCGCCGGAAUGUCUGGGCUCAUGGCCUUUCUCUGUCUGACACAGCAAGGAAUGACAAACGUGAGCAUCAUCGAAGCCGGGAGCCGCCUGGGUGGCCGCGUGCAGACAGUGUACCUGAGCGGCGGGCCGUUCGACUACAGCUACCAGGAGAUGGGCCCCAUGCGUUUCCCCACGACGCUUACGGUCAACAACGAAACCCACAACGUGUCAGACCACCAGCUCGUCUUCCAGCUUGCCGACGAGAUGAAUAGAAUCAACAACCACGACAGAAAUCUCAGCGUGGACUUCAUCCCCUGGUACGAUUCGAGCGACAGGGACGACGGGUGGUACCCCAGCGAAGGGAGCCUCCGGACUGGAGGCAAUGGUAGCGUGAGGCCCUUUCUGCAGUCGCACAGGCUCCCCGAUCCGUCGACAAGAGAGCUCUUCAACAAGGUGAACAAGGCGCUUCCGUGUAAAGACUUUUGCGUGGAGAUGGCCAGAAAUAUGUUCAGGGCGCAUCGCAAGUGGCUCGACAACGGUCUGGGGGAUAUACAACAGUGGAGCGAAUAUGCCUUCAUGGCGAACUAUAUCACGGCGAGGUCAAACAGCACAAACCCCGAGUUCGUCGGAAAAGGGGCCUCUUCAUUUUGGGACAAGCUCUACGAGGGCAUGUACGCAAACGCCACAACGUGGAGGACCGUGGAUGGCGACUCAAACAAGGUCACUCUCCAGUUCCCGGGCGCAGACGCGGACCCUUGGAUCAACUCGACCCACGACUAUGUCAUGUUGGCUGUGCCCUUCUCGGCCAUGAAGAACUGGAGCAUAUCCGGCCUCAGUACGACAAUGCAGGACGCGAUCACGCGUCUGCCAUAUGCCUCUGCCUGCAAGGUCGCCCUCGAGUUCGAAACUCGGUUCUGGGAGCACCUCUCCGAGCCAAUCUACGGAACUUGCCGUGCUGCCGGCCGCGAAAUGUUCCCCGGGAUUGGCAACAUCUGCUACCCUUCUUAUAACUUGAACGGCACGGGGCGCGGCGCGCUCUUGGCCUCGUACAUCUCUGAGCCCGGCUGGGGCGACAAAUGGGCAUCAGUCAGCGAACGCGAUCACGUCCAGUACGUGCUGGACGCCAUGAUCAAGAUCCACGGCGACGUGGCAAGGCGACAAUAUACAGGGAAGUUCAGUCGUGUCUGCGGCUGUCUGGACCCUCUGGAGGGCGCAAGCUGGGCAGACCCAACUGUCCGACAGCACCAGAUAUACCUGCCCGAGUACUUUAAAACCCACAACAAUAUGAUCUUUGUCGGCGAGCAUACGAGCCUGACACACGCGUAG